AUGGCGCAUAAACUCGCGAAUAAAAUUGUGAGUAACAUAUACGAUUACCGCACACACGAUACCGUGCUGCUACCACUUGGUGUCACGCUUGGUGAUAACUCUGAAGAAACUAUGGACUUUCCUUUUGCGCAAACCUACAUCAUUGAACUAUUACAGAAAAUGAACAAGAAAACGUUUUAUCCCUGUGUUUUACGUGGUUUCCCACAGAUAAAUAAAACGGGACAAGACGGUAAAUUUUCAUCCCCUUGGACCAUCAUCCAAUGGUACUGUACAGCGAACACUAACAACGCGUAUGUAGCUACUGAUAAUAUCGGCCCGUUUGAAGACGUUGUUCGGUGCAUCAACUCCACGAAGCCAACUACUCAACAUGGCCUUUGCGUCAUCAGGGAAAGUCUGUACAAAAAAAAAUGUCCUGCUUCUGUGAAGGAUAAAUUUCCUCUUUUUCCGUACUGCAAACAUCACCGCACCGUAUGUCCAGGAAAGACGUGUACUUAA
Messenger RNA from Phytomonas sp. Hart1, 495 nucleotides. NCBI's taxonomy places the organism in Eukaryota, Euglenozoa, Kinetoplastea, Trypanosomatida, Trypanosomatidae. The record is from the annotation of a GenBank genome assembly.